Messenger RNA from Penicillium malachiteum, 591 nucleotides. RefSeq names its product Hpt domain-containing protein. Gene Ontology annotation, cellular component: nucleus; cytoplasm. Gene Ontology annotation, molecular function: protein histidine kinase binding; histidine phosphotransfer kinase activity. The transcript is spliced from 3 exons. Bases 1 to 591 code for a protein of 196 amino acids. The record is from RefSeq and is a predicted model, not a curated record. Gene Ontology annotation, biological process: phosphorylation; phosphorelay signal transduction system. NCBI's taxonomy places the organism in Eukaryota, Fungi, Ascomycota, Eurotiomycetes, Eurotiales, Aspergillaceae.
AUGGCACCAACUGUGAAGAGCGAGAAGCCUGAGGCUCCUCCCCGUCUGGAGGACCACAGUGACAUCAUCGAUGCCUCGACCUUUGAGCAAAUCCUAGAGAUGGACGAUGACGAUGACCGUGAUUUCAGUAAGGGAAUCGUGUAUGGCUUUUUCGAUCAGGCCAAGACUACCUUUGAGAAGAUGGAGACCGCUGUUAAGGAGAAGCAGCUGGAUGAACUCUCAUCCCUGGGCCACUUUUUGAAGGGGUCUUCUGCAACUCUGGGUUUAACCAAUGUGAAGGAUGGUUGUGAAAAGAUUCAACACUUCGGCGCCGGCAAGGAUGAAACAGGUACUACAACACAGCCCGAUGAUGAAAUUUCCCUCAAGAACAUCAAGACCACUGUGGAUGAUGUGAAGAUCGCAUACGCCAAGGUGGAGAGAUUACUGCGUCGCUACUACGGCGAGAAGUUGCCAGAGAAGGAGGAAAAGGAAGAGGUUAAGGAGGAGGUCAAGGAGACCAAGGAAGAGGUGAAGGAGACCAAGGAGACCGAAAAGGAGGAGAAGAAGGAGACCAAGGAAGAUACCAAGGACGAGGAGCCCAAGAAAAAAUAG